UAAUGAUUGGAAACUGUAUUAAAAGGCGGAAUUGGUUUGUGUCGAAAAUUGUUGGCGCCGGGUUUUGGUAGAUGAGACUAGAAAAGUGCUAUAUUUGCUCCAGUACCGUGUAUCCUGGUCACGGUAUAGAGUUCGUUCGUAACGACGCAAAAGUUUUCCGGUUUUGCCGCUCAAAAUGUAGGAAAACGUUCCAUAUGAAGCGAAACCCUCGAUACUUGAGGUGGACAAAGGCUUAUCGAAAGUCACAUGGCAAGGAAAUGGCUAUUGAUUCCACGUUUGAAUUUGAAAGAAAGAGACAAAGAAUACAACGUUAUGACAGGGAACUAGUUGGAAAGACCAUUCAAGCUAUCCAGAAAGUUGAUGCGGUUAGGGUUAAGAGAGAGAAAGAUUUCUAUAAGAGUAAAAUGAAACAGGCAAAGAAGCAAGAGCAAAGGACGGCUGUUCGAGAACUGGAAAAGGGAAUAAACCUUAUAGAGCCGGAUAUCUUGAGAGUGAAAGAAUCUGUAAGGGCAAGAGAACCUGUACAACAAGGUGUAGCCUUGGUAGAAAGGGAUCAGUCAAAUACUUCCAAUUAACCUGAAGAGAGCCUAUUUUUCUAACUUCUAAAAUACCCCGAAACUAAGGGCAGU
This is a messenger RNA of Galdieria sulphuraria, 629 nucleotides long. Its product is annotated as 60S ribosomal protein L24e. Gene Ontology annotation, biological process: ribosomal large subunit biogenesis. NCBI's taxonomy places the organism in Eukaryota, Rhodophyta, Bangiophyceae, Galdieriales, Galdieriaceae. Gene Ontology annotation, cellular component: nucleolus. The record is from RefSeq and is a predicted model, not a curated record. The transcript is spliced from 2 exons. Bases 72 to 575 code for a protein of 167 amino acids.